Molecule: messenger RNA, 2424 nt
Organism: Klebsormidium nitens
Lineage: Eukaryota; Viridiplantae; Streptophyta; Klebsormidiophyceae; Klebsormidiales; Klebsormidiaceae
Source: the annotation of a GenBank genome assembly
CGCCGAGCGGGAGGCUGCCAAGGCGAAGGGCCCAGAAGCGUCCCGCAACUUGCUCGACGGGAAGCGGCUCACACGGUCGCAGCUCGGGGCGGUCCUUGCCCCGUUGAUGGAGGCCGUGCGAUCAACGGUCGCGUGCGAGUGCGUUUACACCCGAUGCGCUGCGCUCAAGGCCAUGAUCUGGAUGCAAACGGAGACGGAUUCCGCCGAAGAGCUCCAGUCGACGAUCGCUGGGGAGCUGGCGGACUCGUUCUGGCCUGCCAGCCUCUUGAACGAACUUCUGCUGCAAAUACACUCUCGCUUUAAAGCGACGCCCGAACUGGCGGGCACGCUACUCAAGAUCACGAACUCGUGGGCGACUCUAGUUCCACACAAGGUCGACGUGGACGUUCUGCAAACCCUCUGGAAGUCCUGCCUCGUCGGGUGCGGUCCCCCAGGAAAGCACAUCGCACUGGAAGCGGUUGGAAACGUCCUCGAUCUGCCGCCACCCAAACCCCCCGGUUUGGCCAAACCCUCCCGAACCCCCGCUGAGCAAGCGGCGGCUGCUGCGGCGUCGGACCCGAAAGGAGCCACCGCCUUGCAACGGCUUGUACAGGCCGCAGUGUGGUUUCUGGGCGAGAACGCAAACUACGCCGCAUCAGAGUACGCAUGGGAGCCGCAGUCAGCGGCGGGCCAGAUGCUGAUGAUGAUGGAAGGGGAGAAGAUGGUCAUGGCGGCAGGAGUCCGUAACCCGACCCUUGCGGCGGCGCUAGCACGAUUGCAGCGGUGUGCGGUGGCAAGUAGCUGGGAGGUACGUGUUGUGGCGGCUCAGGCGAUCAUCACCGUCGCCCUCCGCUCGGGCGAACCGUACCGGCUCCAGUGCUACGAGUUCCUCACGUCACUCUUGCGCGGCGAGAAGCUGAAGCACAAGCUGCAAGAGCAACAGGGGGUGGCUAGUAGCGGGGAGGACGAGGGGGGGUCCGGGUCGGGGCUCGCGAACGUGGUCGCACCGAUGCUACGGAUGCUGGACGAGAUCUACACGGCGCAGGACCAGUUUGUGCGGGAACUUCGGCAACAUGAGAACAGCAAAGAAGAGUGGACCGAACCCCAGCUCGAGUCGCUCUUUAACACGCACGACACCCUCCUUCGCCUCGUCUCCCUCUUCUGUUUCGUCCCCCGCUCCAAGUACCUUCCGCUCGGUCCAACGAGUGCUGACCUCAUCGAACAAUACAAGCUGGCGCACAACAUUGUGACGACAUCAACGCCGGUUACUCCGAACGAUGCUGCGGUUACGACGGGCAUCGCGAACUUGACGGUUAGCGGGCCGGGAAUGUACAUGGAUAUGCAGCCCUCCCCCGCUCCCGCCGAAAACGGGGGGCCGACCCCAGCCGACGACCCCUGGGCGGGGACCCCCCCGGGGAUGGACCUGGUGAACGAUUUUCUGGGGGGGGCGGUCCCCAAAGUCAUCGGCAGUCUGGGCGACGAAAAGGGACCCCCCCCCGGAGAGCCGGACGCGCCAGUCAACUACGACGAUCUAUGGGCGAGCACAAUGUUGGAGGAACAGGAGGAGGCGCGGGGGGGCGCGGUAUCGGACUCGGACGAUGACGCCUCGUCUGUGAUCUCGUCCACUUCAGACGCAUCGUCCAUGCAAACUAGCGGCGGCAUCUUCGAGCGCCCCGGCAGCUUCAAGGUCCAGACAUUCUCGCCACUCGGCUUCGCCUCGCCGUCUCGAGAAGGAGGCGCGUCCACCUCCUCCCCCUUCUCCGGUUCCAUCACCAACGAGUCGCCACGUGUCUUCCGGCGCUCCCUUGACUGGUCCACGAGCGCUUCGAGCCCCACCGCCGCCCGAGGCGGCAACGCUCACUUCGACAGCGUCUCAGCGUCCCAAUCGCGGCCGAGCCACACGCGCGGCCUCAGCACGCUUUCCGAAGCUUCGGCGGGGGGGUCCGGGAAGACCGUGUUCGGUCAGAACGGGGAACCCCCUAGAAUGGGCAAGGCGAUCUACGACUUUGAGGCGGGUGGCGCGGAUGAAGUGGACCUGAAAGUGGGUGACGUUGUGCAGAUUCAGUACGAAGUGGAGGGCUGGUACCAUGUGACGAAAGUUGACGCCUAUGGACGACCGUCAGGAUUGGCUCCAGUCCUAUACAUCGAAGUUUCACAAUGACUUUGGAAAACCUUGACUGUUUCCUAGCAAGUUCAGCUCCGACAUCUAGGGUAGCCCCUAGCUUCCUUAGCUCCUGUGGAUACCAGCUUGUGUGUUGACGAAUCCGUUUCCAGCAAUUAGACGUUCAGGGUUUGCCAACAGCCUCACCAAUGGUUUUGUAAGACAAGUCUAACCAAAGGAUGUGCAUUCUUCUUGGCAUAAACAGAGCAGAUAUUGCAAACGGUAGCAUUCAGUGGUUGGUGCAUGGACAGGCUGGGAAGCAUGCUUGCAGCAGUGGGUUUGAC